AUGUCGACGGAGAGAGCAGAAACCCAAGAGUACAUAAACGGGAUGAGACCUGGACCCCUGACGAGGGAGAUUCCCGAGUGCAUGAGGGACAAAUACACCAUAGUGCAAGCUGUCCUGGACGUCAUAGCGUUUUGGAUUCUCGUAACAGGAUACGUCAUUAUGGGAAUAUACAGGUCGAUAGUUGGAUACCCGAAGAAGGAGCUUAAAGACAGCAUAGCGGUCGUUACUGGCGGCGGCGGAGGCCUGGGCAGCUUGGUAGCUCUGAGGCUGGCAAGACUCGGCUGCACUGUGGUCUUAUGGGAUAUCAAUAAGCAAGGUCUGGAGGACACUGUCAAACUAGUCAAGGGUAUUGGGGGGAAAUGCCACGGGUACGUCGUGGACCUGGCGAGUCGAGAGGACAUCUACAGGGUAGCGAAGACAGUUCACGAGGAAGUCGGGAGAGUAAGUUUGCUGAUCAAUAAUGCCGGAGUCGUAUCAGGACAGUACUUACUAGAUACACCAGAUCACCUAAUAAAGAGGACCUUCGACGUCAACAUUUUGGCACAUUUCUGGACCGCGAAAGCCUUCCUGCCCGCCAUGAUCGAGCACAAUAACGGCCACAUAGUGACCAUAGCCUCGAUGGCCGGACACGUGGGCGUGGCCAAGCUGGUCGACUACUGCUCGUCGAAGUCCGCCGCGUGCGGCUUCGACGAAGCCCUCAGGCUGGAGCUGGAAGUGCGCGGGGUGAAGGGGGUGCACACGUCGCUCAUUUGCCCCUACUUCAUCCGUUCGACGGGGAUGUUCGAGGAAGUGAAUUCUAGG
Messenger RNA from Iphiclides podalirius (scarce swallowtail), 801 nucleotides. Lineage: Eukaryota; Metazoa; Arthropoda; Insecta; Lepidoptera; Papilionidae. The record is from the annotation of a GenBank genome assembly.